Molecule: messenger RNA, 1521 nt
Organism: Aspergillus nidulans FGSC A4
Lineage: Eukaryota; Fungi; Ascomycota; Eurotiomycetes; Eurotiales; Aspergillaceae
Product: putative MFS alpha-glucoside transporter
Exons: 10
Coding region: 1-1521 (506 amino acids)
Biological process (GO): transmembrane transport; proton transmembrane transport; carbohydrate transmembrane transport
Cellular component (GO): membrane
Molecular function (GO): transmembrane transporter activity
Source: RefSeq, a predicted model, not a curated record
AUGCCAAAUACUGUCGACACCCAUAUGGACGGGUAUGGUUCUCUCAAGUCUCCAUGGUGUCCGCCGAAAACAGUUUGGACAUCUGCAACCGGACAGUUCGUUUAUUGUUCCGGCCCACUACCUGUCGGCGUGGAAUUCAAUCACCGCGCAUGCGAGAUCGUGUCGACCUUCAUCUAUGCACCGUUGCUGUGGAAGCAUGGCCGCAAGUCUGGUAUCCUGGUUGCUUCUGCGAUCUCUGUCGCGGGACUCCUACAGCAACUGGCGACGCAUUGGAGGGUUCAUUUGACUGGCCGAGGGGGUAACGGUAAUGCAAUCGGUAUGAUGUUUACGAUCUCACCUCUAUGGACAGGGGAGACCUGUCGCCCUGAACUUCGAGGCUUCUUCCUCUGCUUCUUUAACACUAGUAUUGUGCUUGGACAGUUCGCUAUGUUCGUGUUUAUCCUGGCCGUGCCUGUGAAUUGCAAUGGUGGCUACCAGUCGUCGGGAUGUAUAUCUUUCCAGGUAAUAUCGCACCCUGCUGCGACUGCUCAGCAGCUCACUUUCCCAGCAAUUCCACGGCCGGCUGGCUCCUCUUCCCCGAGUCUCCGUACUGGCUCAUUCGAGACGGAAAGACAUCGCAAGCCCGGAGGAUCACUCCAACGAGUGUACGGAUCCAAGAACGAAGCCUUCUACGGUGUCGAAGUCCGUCGCAUAGAAUCCGAGAACCAUCAAGCACUUGCCAUCCAGGCCAGUCUCGCUCAGUUCAGCCGCCACACUUUCCUAGGCCUCGAUCUCUGGCCGAAGCUGAGUGCUUCGACCGCACGAGCCGCAAGCGCACCCAACGGCCAUCUUCGCCGCCAGUGGCCAGCAAAUGAUCGGCGCGACUUCGUUAUUGGAUACACGACGUACUUCCUCGACCUGAUCGGUGUGAAAGACUACUUCGAUGCAUCGAUCAUACUAUACGUUUUGAUGCUCCUCGACAGCAUGGCCGCCUUCCCACUGACGGAAAUUAUUGGUCGACGAACGAUGAUUGUUGUCCCGCAAUUCUGGGCGAUUAUCUACCAGCUGUCUAUUGGUUCUGUUGGGUUUAUCUUGGCCUCUGAAAGUCUCCGGAGUACGACGCAUGGUCUUGUUACGAUUACCAAUGCGGCAUGGGGGCUUAUUAUGCAGUUUACGAUUCCGUAUAUGACGCCUAAAUCCCCCGGCUUGCAGAUCCAAACGCAGGAAAUCUCGGCGCCAGGUUGGGUUCAUCUUCCUAGGAAUGGGUCUCAUCGCAGCCGUCGGUGGAUGUACCUUUAUCCAGAGACUAAGGGCAUCUCGUUCGAAGCCAUGGACGAGCUCUACGCGAGCGGGACCAUGCCUCGACACUUUCGCGCACCGAGUGAGCAGCGUAGAGGCGGGUCUUCGGAAACAAAGACAGAGCCUCCGGUUCAUGUGGAGGAAUUGCCUAGCUACCUUAGCAUGGUGAUUUGGCCAUCCUACACUGAGCGGCCACCGGAUGUCGAGUGCAAAAAUCAGGGCAGAUAUAUUGGUACGGAAUAG